Messenger RNA from Dothidotthia symphoricarpi CBS 119687, 3745 nucleotides. RefSeq names its product eukaryotic translation initiation factor 3 110 kDa subunit. The record is from RefSeq and is a predicted model, not a curated record. Gene Ontology annotation, molecular function: translation initiation factor activity; mRNA binding. Gene Ontology annotation, cellular component: eukaryotic translation initiation factor 3 complex, eIF3m; multi-eIF complex; eukaryotic translation initiation factor 3 complex, eIF3e. Bases 238 to 3522 code for a protein of 1094 amino acids. NCBI's taxonomy places the organism in Eukaryota, Fungi, Ascomycota, Dothideomycetes, Pleosporales, Dothidotthiaceae. The transcript is spliced from 4 exons. Gene Ontology annotation, biological process: formation of cytoplasmic translation initiation complex; translation reinitiation.
GCGGAGUCUCUGCGAGCCACCGGCCAGGCGUGCAGUGUGAUUAUGAGGGUUCGGCGCGGGGACGACGCAUCACGUGCUGCGUGGCUUGGCGGCGCCCACAACCUUUUUGCGUGCACGGCAGCAUCGCCGUCGCGAACCUUGCAACCGCACCCAACGACGGCCUCGUUGCAUCUCCGUGCUCGCUCUUAAGCCCCCAGCGACAACAGCAGACGGAUCGCCCACCUCCAGCUGCCCAGCAUGGCGCCGCCACCCCACUCCAAGCCGGAGAACACGCUUAAACGCGCCCAGGAACUCAUCGGAGUCGACCAGCAGCAGGCCGCCCUGCAGCUCCUCCACGAGCAUGUCACCUCAAAGCGGACCCGCAACAGUCCCAUCGCCUCGCUCGAGCCCGUCAUGAUCCUCUUUGUCGAGCUCUGUGUCGACCUGCGCAAGGGCAAGCUCGCAAAGGACGGCCUCUACCAGUACAAGAACACGGCGCAGAACACAAACGUCGGCACCAUCGAGCUCGUCUUCAAGCGCUUCAUCGAACUGGCCGAGCAGAAGGUUACCGAAGCCCAGGCCAAGGCAGACGAGGUGCAGUCGACGCUCGACACAUCAUCCUCGACCCAGAACGUCGACGAUCUCGAGGCCUCGGAGACGCCAGAGUCGAUCCUGCUGUCCACCGUCUCCGGUGAGCAGUCGCGCGACCGCACCGACCGAGCCAUCGUCACACCGUGGCUGAAGUUCUUGUGGGAGACGUACCGCACAGUCCUCGAUAUCUUCAAGAACAACGCCCGCCUCGAGCUCAUGUACCAGUCGACCGCCCACCAGGCCUUCCAGUUCUGCUCCAAGUACGCCCGCAAGACCGAGUUCCGCCGUCUCUGCGAGCUUCUCCGCAACCAUCUGCAGAAUGCCGCCAAGUUCUCCUCCCAGAUGCACGCCAUCAACCUUUCGGACCCCGAUACCCUGCAACGACACCUCGACACCAGGUUCCAGCAGCUGAACGUUGCAGUCGAGUUGGAGCUGUGGCAGGAGGCCUUCCGCAGUGUUGAGGACAUCCACACACUCCUGAGCUUGAGCAAGCGUCCAGCCAAGAACGUCAUGAUGGCCAACUACUUCGAGAAGUUGACGCGUAUCUUCUUGGUCAGCGAAAACUACCUCUUCCACGCUGCGGCUUGGAGCAGGUACUACAACCUCCUGCGCCAGUCGGCUGCGGUCGUUGCUUCUGGACAGAGCUCAAAGAAGGACAACCCCGCCGUGACCGAGUCCGACAUGACCAAGGCUGCAUCGUUCGUCCUCCUUUCCGCCCUCUCCAUUCCUGUCAUCAGCACAUCUCGUUCCCGAGGUGCCCUUGUGGAUGUCGACGAGGCGAGGAAGAACAAGAACUCACGUCUUACCAACUUACUCGGAAUGUCACAAGCUCCCACACGUGCCAUCCUGUUCAAGGAUGCUCUCAGCAAGGGGCUUCUUAGGCGUGCUCGUCCUGAGAUCCGUGACUUGUACAACAUUCUUGAAGUUGACUUCCACCCUCUCUCUAUCUGCAAGAAGAUCUCGCCCAUCCUGUCCCAGAUCGGCGCUGACGAGGAGAUGAAGAAGUACGUUGCGCCGCUGCAGCAAGUCAUUCUUACCCGCCUCUUCCAGCAGCUGUCCCAGGUCUACGACUCCGUGGAGAUCAAGUUCGUGCUUGAUCUUGCGCAGUUCCCUGACCCCUUCCAAGUCAGCAGCGGAACCAUUGAGAAGUUCAUCAUGAACGGCUGCAAGAAGGGCGACCUGGCUAUUCGUAUUGACCACGCCACUGGCGUUCUCACCUUCGACUCUGAUGUCUUCUCGUCUGCUAAGGCUAUGCACCCAGGCUCUGGCGCUGGUUCAGCGGAGACCGAGACGCGCUCUGUGCAGCGUCUCCAAAGCACUCCGGCGGAGAUUGUUCGCUCCCAGCUUACACGCUUGGCCAAGAGUCUUUUUGUGACUUGCCAAUAUGUGGAUCCCUCUUUUAACGAAGAGCGAUUGAAGGCCAAGGAGGCUGCUUUCGCCCGGGCCAAGGAAGGUGCCGAGAAAGAACACAAGGACAUUCUCUCUCGCCGUGACAUCAUCUCUCAGAAGAAAGAGGCGGCGCUGAAGGCCCAUCAGGCAAAGGAGAACGAAGAACAAACCAGGAAGCUCAUUCGCCAGCAGCAACUCAAGGAGGAAGAGUCGCGUCGCUUGGCAGAAGAGCAGAAGCAACGUGCUGAACAGCGUAUCAAGACGGAACAAAACCGAAUUGCGCGCGAAGAGAUCGAGAAGCAGCUGAAGGAGCUCAAGGCAACGACCAAGGUCGAUAUUGACAUUCCAGAGAACAUUGAAGAUCUCGACUCCACCCGAAUUCGCAUCAUGAAGCUUCAGGCUCUCGAGAAGGAGAAGGCCCUGCUGAAUGAACAGCUCCGCAUUGCUGGUAAGAGGAUCGAUCACUUGGAGCGAGCCUACCGCAAGGAAGAGGUCAAGCACCUGAAUGAGGACUACGAGAAGCAAAAGGAGGCCGAUAAGGCCGCGUACGAAAAGGCCAAGUCUGAGCAACUGAAGGAGGCUGAGCUGAAGCACAAGGAAGACGUCGCACUGAAGCAUCGUCUUUCGAAACUUGUACCGACUUACCAGGACUUCGUCUCCACUGUCAAGCAACAGCGCAAAACUGAGUUUGAGAAGCGCCAGAAGAUCGCACAGAAGGAGCUUGAGAACAAGAAGGCCGCGCGUGUCAAGGAGGUCAAGGAGAGAAUGGCUAGAGAGAGGAAAGAACAAGAGGAAGCGGAGCGUCGACAGCAAGAGGAGGAGGAGCGGGAGCGGGAAGAGGCUGAGGCGAGAGCUCAAGCCGAGGAGGAGAAGCGCCAGAGAAUGAUCGAGGAGAAGGCGAGAAGGGACGAGGAGAGAAAGGUUGCGGACGAGAAACUCCGAGUCCAGCUCGAGAGGGAGGCACAGGCCGAGGCCAAGAUUGCCGCAAGAAAAGCAGGCGGGUUUGGUGCAGAGCGCCCUGUUUCGCGCCAGCCGGCUGCAGAGGCUCCAUCCAGCGCUGCACCACGUCUGGUCCCUGGUGUCAAGGCUACCUGGCGCGAACGUGAGGCCGCGAAGGCCGCUGGUCAACCCCUUCCUCCCGCCGACGCUCCCGCUCCCGCUCCUACUCCUCGUACCGAGUCUCCUGCAGCGCCUGCUGCUACCCCCGUUGAAUCAGACGGUCCCAAGAGAUUCGUUCCGCCCGCUCUGCGUCAAGCUGGUGGUGCCCCUGGAGGUGGAUGGCGCGAACGCGAGGCCAGUGGUAGCGGACGUGCACCUCCUUCUCGCACCGAGUCUCCUGCUACUGGUGGCGGCCGUUGGGAGCCUCCUUCUCGUGGUGGCCGACUCGGCGAUGACCGAAAGGCUUCUCCUGCGACGGGUGGUGCGUAUGCUGCCCCUGCCCGCCGUGCUCCUCAAGAUGGUGAGCGUGAGCGUGAGCGUGAACCUGAGUCGAGACCUCCCCCUGCGCAGGGCGCCAGCGAUGGAAAGUACAGGCCUGGUGCGUUCAGGCGUGCUCCUCAGUAAGAAGAGUGACGAUUGCAUGAAGUAUGGCUUUUCUUUAGAUAUGACGCGUUUCUAGGUACGGUCAAGCGUUGGCAAUGAGAAGGAUUUUAUGGUAAUGGGAGUUUUGCCAUCUGCGAAUUCGGACGAUGAAGCGUCUAUACAUUUGUAGCUUUCCAUGCUUUCUGCAUGCCAAUCCCAACCUUUCCAAAAGUUUGAAAAUUGUACAACGCUUGCCUUUGCUCUG